AUGAAGUUUUGUUCGUCUAUUUACAACGUUGGGUAUCCAGUUUAUGGGGCAAAGUUUCUCAACAAUUCUAUGCUACUAGUAGCCGGCGGUGGUGGUGAGGGGAACAACGGUAUUCCCAAUAAAUUAACUGUAUUAAGGGUAGAUUUCGACAAGAAAAAGGUUGUGAAAAGAUUCAGAGAGAUUACUCUUGAUGCCAAUGACGACUCACCUACUACCUUAGAUGUCGCAAGCGAUAUCAUACUACUGGGUUGCAAUGAGAACACAGAAAAGAUCAAGAGUGGGCGCGGUAAUCAGCAUUUGAGAAAAUUUAUUUACGAAAAUGAGCAUCUAAGGUUUGUCGCAAGUGUUGACCUUGAUGGUUCCAAGAUCCCAGAGGAUUACACGAAACUGGUAUAUCUUUCAAAAGAUGGGACAGUUGGCGCAGUUGCAUCAUCUAGAGUGCCUGCUGUCAUCAGGAUUAUUGAUCCGAGAGAUUUGACUGAAAAAUAUGAAAUUGAAACCGGUCAUGAUGUCAAGGAUAUGCAUUUUGCACCUGAUGGGAAGGUCAUUGGUUACAUAACAGCAACGACAUUGGAAGUUAUUUCAAUCGUGACUGGAAGAUUCAUAAUAAGAAAAACGGAUUUCGAGAAAAACCUGGUCUUAUCAAAACUGAGAUUUUUAACUGACAAUACGAUUAUUAUUGCAGCUUCACUCAAGAAGGGUAGUGGAAUCGUAAUGGUGAAAAUUAGUCUGAAAAGCGGCAGCGCAACGGUAAUAAAAUCUAAAUUGCUGACGAAUAAAUUCAAAGGUGUCACAUCAAUGGAUGUAGAUGCUAAGAAUGAACUAGCUGUUCUUGCAGGUAAUGAGAACUCAAUUGCCAUGGUAAAGUUAAAGGAUUUAUCGCUGGGUAAACUAUUCAAGCAGGUUCACAGCUUCGCAAUUACAAGGGUUACUUUUUCUCCCGAUUCUCAGCUUGUUGCCAGUGUUUCUGCUGCCAAUACUGUUCAUAUUAUAAAAAUUCCUUCAAACUUCGCACUAUCAACGUCCAUAUGGAAAAAACUGUGGAAGUUCUUCAUCAAUUUCGUUUUGAUUGUCCUAGUUGGUAUUUUUGGCCACUACUUUUACAAGUAUGAUAUGCAUACCAAGUCCAUCCGCUUUUUGAAGGAACAGUAUAUUGCAAGGAGGAAUAGAAAUUCCACUGUAAACGAUAUUUUCAGACAAACUACCUUGGUGGGUGAUGUUUUGAGCACACCUGUCAUGGAGAGUUUUGAAAUUGUGAGUGCAGGAAGCAUUUCAACUGGGAUAUCUGGUUCUUCAUACACCGUUGAUGGUGAAGGAAUGGCUUAUGGGGCAUCUGCCACUGAGAGCACGAUCACAAACAACAAACUGCCUUCUUUGACAAGCUUCAGCACUUUUUCAACACCCUUUGCCUCUGAGAGCGCCGACUCAACUGGCUGCAGUUUUUAUCAUUCUGAUUUAACUGUCUCCGAGAGGCCAACAACCACCCAAAACAAUAAAGUACAAAGCAGUUCGAGCUAUAGUAAUCUAGAGAGUGAAAUGAGGACUUUUUCAAUUUCAAAUGCCAUUGAUUUCACAGCCUCUAAUCCUCUGCCCAAUACGGACUCAACAAGCAUAUUCCAGUCGAUUGCUGAGAAGUCCGUGAUCGUAGCUUCUCAGGGGUCUACUAAACAAAGUGAAAUAAAAAGCAGACCGGUAACAGCGGCCAUGGAUGAAAUUAAAAGCGCAACUCGCCUUUUAGUGAAUGAAAAGACAGAAGAGAUUCAGAACUCUACACCACAUUCUUUCUUUUUUACUGAUUCCGUGGAAUCAGCUUCUGAAGAGCUCAUCCUGACAGAUCGCGUUAGUGAGACAGUCGGGGAAUCUUCUUCCACAGUUUUUCAGGCCUCAGGUGUAACUGACAAGAUAAUAAGCAGGACAACGGCCAGCGAAGAUCAGAAAGAAUUAUCUAACACUCGUAUAAGAGGGUCUGAUCCAGAACUUAGCCACACAGAAGAUGCAGGUAGUUCAAUCGAACAUGGUUCUCCUCUUUCCAUAUCAUCUUCUGUUACUCAAGAUUCUUCUCUUUCCCUGAAUGCAGUAAGUUCCAUAGUUGAGGAGCCUGCGUCUUCAAUAUACGCAGCCAAUAAGCCAGUCGAGGAGUCCAUGCCUGUUCCAACAGCAUCUUUAUCACAUGAGAAGGAAAAUAGUCUGGAAUCGUUCUCCGCCGAGAGCUCUGAAUACAUUUCAAUUGAGACUCUUUUCUCUCAGGGAGCUUCAGAGACAAAAGAAAAAACGAAUACAAUGCCUUCGAAAUCAGAUCUAGAACGUGCAACACCAUCGGAAAUCAAAACAACUAGUGCUUCUAUUGAAGAGUUUGUUCUGGAAAAAGGAGCUCUCACUUCUAAAGAGGUUCAGAAAUCCUCUAGUAAGCCAAUAUCUAUCAAACAUUCUGUUAUUUCCGCAGAGCAGUCAGGCACUACUACCGCAACAGAAAUUCCAACCAGUAUAACGGCAAUUCCAACUAUCCCCGACCUCAUUCAAUCAGAAAUGAGUACAGACCAGUCUCUCAAAAUUGAACCUGACACAUAUGUCAUAGACUUACUUUCUGAUCCAUUGCUCGAUUCAGAAACUGCAUCAAAGGAAAGCAGUCAUAUAUCGUUUCAGUCAACUCUAACCGAAGGCAUUUUAUCGAAUCCUACUGAGCUUUCCCAAGAAACAAUACCUGAUAAUAUGUCUCCUUCAGAAACUACCAUUCGUAGUACAUACCAAUCCGAAGAAGGACAUUCAAACAAACCAUCGCUCCUAAACACACUUGAACCACCUUCAGAUAUAUCUGAAGAGCACUUGAAUAUCGCAGCUUCAAAUACCGAACCUACUGUGGCUACUUUGGCUGGUGCCACAAGCAGCGCUUCCCUUGACCCAUCUGAGCCAAAGCAACAUUACGAUCAAGAUCUAUUUUCAAGCGAGGUCAACUUGGUAGCUCUGAGCAGCUCUUUCAUAACAAGUAGUUCAAAUGAUAAAUCAUUUGUUACACCUGGGUCAGCAAGCAUGGUGAAUUAUGACAUGACUUCAAGUACUGAAUCUGAAGAGGCAUUAAUGCCAAAAAUUGCUGGAAAGACGUCCCAAGAAAUGAUUCGCGACGAGUUGUGA
Molecule: messenger RNA, 3129 nt
Organism: Zygotorulaspora mrakii
Lineage: Eukaryota; Fungi; Ascomycota; Saccharomycetes; Saccharomycetales; Saccharomycetaceae
Product: WD40 repeat domain-containing protein
Exons: 1
Coding region: 1-3129 (1042 amino acids)
Biological process (GO): protein secretion
Cellular component (GO): endoplasmic reticulum membrane
Molecular function (GO): protein binding; guanyl-nucleotide exchange factor activity; GTPase activator activity
Source: RefSeq, a predicted model, not a curated record